This is a messenger RNA of Leguminivora glycinivorella, 2281 nucleotides long. RefSeq lists its product as uncharacterized. NCBI's taxonomy places the organism in Eukaryota, Metazoa, Arthropoda, Insecta, Lepidoptera, Tortricidae. The transcript has 2 exons. Gene Ontology annotation, molecular function: nucleic acid binding. Bases 97 to 1725 code for a protein of 542 amino acids. The record is from RefSeq and is a predicted model, not a curated record.
GUCCCUAAGACAAAAAGGCAAAUUUUAAGCUAUAUAAGCCAGUUUUAUGACCCGUUAGGUCUAGCUGGACCCGUUUUUGUCCAAGCAAAAAUAAUCAUGCAAAAGUUAACUCAGUCUUGUACUGACUGGGACUCUGAGCCCUCACCAAUGCUAUUUAAAGAAUGGCUAGAUUUUUACAAUGAUUUGCAGGCAAUGAAAGAGAUUAAAAUCAAACGAAAUGUUACUGUUGACAAUAUUCAGUCUGCUCAGCUUGUAGCAUUUGGUGAUGCCUCAGUUUCUGCAUAUGGGACUGCUAUUUAUCUGAGAGUCACUGACAAGUAUGGUAAAGUAUCUAUGUCUCUUCUUUGUUCUAAGAGUCGCAUUGCAUCUAAAGACAAGAAAUUGACUGUGCCACGAUUAGAAUUAAAUGCAUCACUUUUAAUGGCAAAAUUAUGCUUGAGAGCAUACAAUACAUUAAGUAAGAAGAUUUCUAUUGAAAGUGUGCAUCUUUUCAGUGAUUCUCAGGUUGUUCUGGCAUGGCAAAAGACGGAUCCAACAAUGUUAAAUGCUUAUGUUGCUAAUAGAGUCAAAUUAAUCAACGAAUAUACAAAGGGUUUUCAAUGGUUGUAUAUAAAAACUGACCUCAAUCCCUCUGACUGUUUGAGUCGAGGUGUACAACCCAGCGAACUACAAGGUAACCAACUGUGGUGGUGUGGUCCAGCUUGCAUGUCUGAUCCAGAGUAUAAAUUCACCGAUGACUGUAAGAAUGUACCUGACAACUUACCGGAGAUCAAGCAUGCAGAUGGAUCCAAGCCGGUGUGCAUGGCAUCAUAUCAAUCGGUUUCUCUUGCAAAUGAUUUGUUAGAUAAGUUUUCUAACAUUAAUAAGGCAGUAAAUGUGCUUGCUUAUAUACAAAGGUUCUGUAAAAAUGUGAGGCUGGGUUCACAAAAAGUUAAGCUUAAUUUCAUUACAUUUAGCGAGGCCACUCAGGCAUUGCAUUUAAUUAUAAAAAAUGAACAGGAAAAGUUCUUUGAUAAAGAGCUAACCUCAUUGCGGGCAGGUAGGCAAGUUGCAUCGUAUUUGCUGUCUGUCAAUCCCUUCAUUGAUGCUAAUGGCAUUCUCAGAGUAGGUGGACGUUUGCAACAUUCUUCCUUACCUUAUAGUCAAAAGCAUCAGAUAAUCUUACCUAAAGAGUCUAAGGUGACUCACCUUAUUAUUGAAAAUGAACAUUUGAAGCUGUUACAUGCCAGUCAAAAAGAAGUGCUUAGCAAUUUAAGUCAACGUUAUUAUAUAGUAAAUGGUUUGCGAUUGGUAAAAAAGUUUGUAAAUAGAUGUCUCACAUGUUUUAGACUAAAAGGUGUAACCGCAAAACAGCUGAUGGGUUCAUUGCCCGCUGGUAGGGUCAACAUAGAUCGUGCGUUUGCUAAGGUUGGCAUAGACUUUGCGGGACCAAUCCUAAUAAAGCAGUCAAGAGUGAGAAGUGUCAUCACUACAAAAGGUUACAUUGCUGUGUAUGUGUGCUUCGUUACCAAAGCAGUACAUUUAGAGUUGGUGUCAGAUCUGACUACUGAUACAUUCUUGGCUAGCUUCAAACGUUUCAUUGCAAGACGUAAUGUUCCAACCGAGGUUUAUUGUGACAAUGCUGCUACUUUUAAGUCAGCUAGUACUCAGUUGUCUGAGCUAUAUAAAUUAAAUAAUAAUAGAUGUCAUCAAAUGCAAGUUUGUAUACUGCCUUUAGAUGAAUAAUAUUUUUCUUUAAACAAAAUGUGUUAUGUGACACUUUCAUAAUAUGCUAUGUUGAUAUUUAGUUCAGUGUAUUAUGACAUGGCUAAAAAUCCUACUAAAUUAUAACUGUUCUAUGAGUAGGUAGUCAUGGUAUGGAUUAUUUAUGUUGAUGCUGGUUGCAUCCAAUGUUUAUUUUGUUCUAUAAAAUGUGUCUUAUGUUAUUUACUAUUUCAUAACUACAUCAGCAAUCUUGUGAAAUUGCCUACAUAGCUGCUUAUUAAGUUUUUUAGUAAGUGUUAACAUAAUUUCAAUUUACAAACCUUAAAAGAUUACAGUCCACUCAAAUAUAAAGCUGUGUAAUGCAACUAUGCAAGAAGCUAAUAAAAAUGUAGUAAUAUAUAUUUAAGAAGCUAUUGAUUUCAAGCCUAUUUGUUAUUUUCUGUCGGCGGAGUAUGUUGCAGAAUGUAGUUUGUAUACCUAUGUAUGUCUUAUGACUAGCAACAUUAAUAUUCAUGGUUUCCAUGGUAACAUAUGUACAACUUUCUUCUUGGACAAUAUAUCAUUCGUCUCACACGUA